AUGGCUCCCCGAGGCUUCGAGGACGAGGAGCUGACCAUCUCCUUGUCCUCAUCCCACGUUCGUCGACCUCAGCAGCAGCAGCAACUGCAGCCACAGCAACAUGCUCCUCAACCUGGCUCCCGCCCCGCCGAUGCGCCGCUCAAGGAGAGGAUCAAGACGGAGCAGCGCAUCGGCGCCUACAAGGUCCUCCGCACCCUGGGAGAGGGCUCCUUUGGCAAGGUGAAGCUUGCUAUUCACAACGGCACCGGCCAGCAGGUCGCCCUCAAGAUCAUCGCCAGGAAGAAGCUCAUCAGCCGUGACAUGGCUGGACGCGUGGAGCGCGAGAUCGAAUACCUCCAGCUGCUGCGUCAUCCCCAUAUCAUUAAGCUUUACACCGUCAUCAAGACCCCCAAUGAGAUCAUCAUGGUCCUCGAAUACGCUGGUGGAGAGCUCUUCGACUACAUCGUCCAGCACGGCCGUAUGAAGGAGGCUGAGGCCCGUCGCUUCUUCCAGCAGAUGCUUUGCGCAGUGGAAUACUGCCAUCGCCACAAGAUUGUCCACCGUGACUUAAAGCCCGAGAACUUGCUCCUUGACGAGAACCUCAACGUCAAGAUUGCCGAUUUCGGUCUCAGCAAUAUCAUGACGGACGGCAACUUUCUCAAGACGAGUUGCGGUAGUCCCAACUAUGCCGCCCCCGAGGUUAUCGGUGGAAAGCUGUAUGCUGGCCCUGAAGUAGAUGUGUGGAGUUGCGGCGUCAUUCUCUACGUCCUCCUGGUCGGCCGUCUUCCCUUUGACGACGAGCACAUCCCCAGCCUGUUUGCCAAGAUCGCAAAGGGUACCUACAGCAUCCCCCAGUGGAUGCCUCUUGGCGCCGCCAACUUGAUUAAGAAGAUGUUGGUGGUCAACCCCGUGCACCGAGCCACGAUCGAGGACAUCCGGGCAGAUCCUUGGUUCACCACUGAUCUCCCCGCCUAUCUCCAGCUUCCCGUCGAAGAGUUUUUCAAUACGGGAGUGGAUCCAAACAAGGCCAUCCAAAAGAACGACAUCGCGCCUAAUGCUCCCGAAAAGGUCCAAGAGAGACUUCACAAUGAAGUCACGGAAAAGAUCAGCAAGACCAUGGGUUACGGCAAGAACGAUGUCGAGGAGGCACUGCAGGCAUCCGAGCCUUCGGCCAUCAAGGAUGCUUACAUGAUCGUGAGAGAGAACAAGAUGAUGCAAGUGAAUCAACACCCUGAAGCACUGCUAGAGCCUGAAGGGUCAAGCCCCAUGCUCAGCAUGUCUUCAGCCCGGUCGGCGACUUCGACCACCACCACGACCACCCCUCGUCCUUAUGUUAGCAAGGUUGGCAUUCUGCCUUCAAGUCUUCCAGCCUAUCACAAGGAUUACGUCGAGCGAGAAAAGGCCGGCGCCAUCAACAACUCGCCUCCUCAGGUCUUGAUCAACGACGAGCUACCAGUUGCCAGGACAGAUGCUGAGAAGGAAGAGACAUCACGCCGCCUCAGGCCGCAUUCGCGAAGCCAGCUGCGCCUUGACGAAGCCAACACAAGACCCCAAGGCAUGACACCCAUCAACCCUCCUAAGAAGACGAAGCCGGUGCGGUGGCAGUUUGGUAUUCGAUCACGCAACUCGCCAUGGGAGGCCCUUCUGUGCAUCCACAAGGCUCUGCACAAGUUGGGGGCGACCUACAUCCCUGACGAGGAAUACGAGUCACGACACGCAGAGGAGCGUGCUGAAGCAUCGGGUGACGGCAGCUUUGCCGAUUCCUAUGAUGGCAGCCGAGGCUCCAGCUCAAGCAUUGAUCCUAUGAAGCGAUACAGGCUACCAGCCGACCCAUGGCACAUUAAUGUCCGUUGGGAUACGUCAACCCUCAAGAAAAAGCUGGAGGAAAAAGCCGGCACCACUGAUGGACGACACGCCCAUGAGCCGUUCGUCGCCCUGCACCUGGAUAUCCAGAUCUACGAAAUGGAGCACGGUGUCUACCUAGUCGAUUUCAAGUGCUCUGGUUACGAGACAGCCCAAGGCCGGCUGCUCGAGGAAAAGGACGUCACCAGUCCCUUCCCUUUCUUGGACAUGGCUGCCAAGUUGAUUAUGCAGCUGGCGGAAGCGGACUAG
Molecule: messenger RNA, 2091 nt
Organism: Fusarium keratoplasticum
Lineage: Eukaryota; Fungi; Ascomycota; Sordariomycetes; Hypocreales; Nectriaceae
Product: Non-specific serine/threonine protein kinase
Exons: 4
Coding region: 1-2091 (696 amino acids)
Biological process (GO): intracellular signal transduction; protein phosphorylation
Cellular component (GO): cytoplasm
Molecular function (GO): ATP binding; protein serine/threonine kinase activity
Source: RefSeq, a predicted model, not a curated record